This is a messenger RNA of Talaromyces rugulosus, 3171 nucleotides long. RefSeq lists its product as uncharacterized. The transcript has a single exon. The record is from RefSeq and is a predicted model, not a curated record. Gene Ontology annotation, molecular function: zinc ion binding; aspartic-type endopeptidase activity; nucleic acid binding. NCBI's taxonomy places the organism in Eukaryota, Fungi, Ascomycota, Eurotiomycetes, Eurotiales, Trichocomaceae. Gene Ontology annotation, biological process: proteolysis. The coding region runs from base 1 to 3171 and encodes 1056 amino acids.
AUGGCAGGAAAUAGCAAUGCACCAGCAGCAGGACCGGCAACUCCGCGCCCACCUGCAAGACAAGCAAGACCAGUCGAUCAAGACAGUGACGAUGAACCCGACGAGCAAACCCAGCAAAGAUUCACCACGUUGGAAAGAGUCAUCGAUCAAAUGAAUGAACACAUUCAAAGACUGCAAGCUGCAAUCGCUGAAAGAGACGAUCAUGUCAACCAACUCGAAGCUCAAGUCAUGGCUAUACCACCUGGCGAAGCUGGAACAGCCGGCAACAGGGUCAAACUACCAAAACCCAUGACCUUCGACGGAACUAGAUCUAAGUUGAAGACAUUUUUGGUCAACAUGGAAAUGCAUAUCGAAGCCAACCAGAUCACCCAUGACAAAAAGAAAAUGAUCUUUGUGGCAUCAUGCUUUACCGAUGCAGCAGCAGAAUGGAUACAACCCAUGCUAAGUGAAUUGUACACUACCGACAGAAGUAGUUGGGGGACUAUCACCAGGGAACUGUUUUCGAACUACGGCAUGUUCAAACAGAAACUUGGAGAAGCGUUCGGAAACAUCGACGAGCUACGGACCGCGGAAAGACAACUAAGAUACCUACGACAGACCGGAUCCGCUCAGCAGUUGGCAACCAAAUUCCGACAGAUAGUAACACCACUACACUAUGAUGAUGCUAUUCAAAUCGCAACCUUUGAGAACAUGCUCAAGGAAGAAGUCCAGACGGAACUCAUCAAACUCGACCGACCCGACAACAUUGACAGAUUCAUUGAGAUGGCGGUCAAGAUUGACAACAAACUGUUCGAGAUCAAACAGAAGCGACAGGAGUUUCAGAGAUGGAAGAAAGUUGGAGGAUUCCCUCAGUAUGCCAACACAUCGGCAAAGCGAGGAACCCAAUACGACAAGGACGGCGAUGUCAAGAUGCAGCUCAACAACGUGAUCAGUAAGGAAGAAAUGGCCAAGCGCAAGGAAAACAAAGCUUGUUACAAGUGCGGACGAAAAGGACACUUUGCACGACAGUGUCGAUCAGGGCAAAACAAACAGAACGGUAACGUCAGCCCUCAAAAAAUAACAACAGUCCAUCAACAAGUUGCGGCCAUACACCAGACAAUUGUGACCCCCUCGGACAGUGAGGAGGAGGAGUCAGAAAAUGAACAGGUCGACGAAGUCAAGGACUUCUGGGGACCGAUACUAGAAAAGGAAAUAUACGAAUCGCUCAAGAAAUUCGAGCAAGAAGAUAGCCCUGGGCAAUCUAAGGGACGCCUCAGACAGAGUUCAGAAAGGGAACCACCCCAGGAAGAAGACGCUAACCCGGAAGAAGCGCAACCUCACCUACGACGAGGUCAAGAGAAAGGACCGAUCAGAGAACCUCGCAGAGAAGACCAAUACAGCAAAACCGCUGGACGGCGUAUUGAUGACCUUUCAUCAGGAAGUGAAAGCCGACACCCCCUGACGUUUCGAGACGGUGGAAAAGACAGAGAAGUUGACCACGAGGACUCGGAUCGAGAAUCAGACACCCCGCAACAUUCACAGUUAACAAGAACAACAAACCUCAGAAGAGACGCCGCAAGGGCGAUCGACCAAGCAAAUGAAACAAUCAGACUGUUCCAGAAACGACCACCAAUCACAAAGAAAGAAUGGGAUUCAGUCCUAGGAACCAGCACGACGGUUCCAGGAAUAAAAAUUGAGAUUCCAGAAACAAGCAAAGAAGAACUGAAAACAGACAGCGAAGACUCCGAAACAACAGAAGAAUUCCCUGAAAUCGACUACGAAGAACCAAAACGAGAAUGCAGUUGCAAACCACCCAAACCAGUAUGUUGGGAAGACUCUAUUCAGACAUACCGACAACACAUCCUCGAAUGCGAAAAAUGCCACGAGUGGACAUUUCACAAAUGCGAUAUGCACGGAAAAAAGAACAUCGCACUCGCAAACGAAUUCGAAUACGUCUCACUCACCAAAGGAACACGGUUGUGCCACCCGAUGCUUGGGCAUACCGAAAGAUGUUCAUGCAUGUACUACCCACAAUAUGGAGGACACCAUCACAAGAAAAUACACUGGACGCAAUGCUAUGAGUCAAAAUGUCCGACUCACCUCGAAGAAAAGGAAAAGAACAAAUGGAAGCCAACGGCACCGAUGAUCAUCUAUCAACCCAUCCCGGACUGCCCGAAGGGCUGGAACGAAUGUUGGUGCUACGCAGAAGAAAUUUGGCACCCUUUCCAUAAUAGCAUCGAAACUGACCAGUGCUACGCGAAAAAAUGUCCAUACCACGAAGGACGAGUCAUCUACACCGAUGAAGACUGGACCGAAAUUGUUCUAUCACAGAAACGAUACCUUGAGAGGCACAGAAAGGGACACCACCUUAUUGCCACAACUAUCAAGACAGGAGAAACUGUGAUCAUUAUCAAGGGAACAAUCAACGGACACGAAGCCAAACUACUCCUCGACUCGGGAGCAUCAACGAACUACAUUAGCGAAGCAUACGUCAAGAAAAACAGGAUCCAAACGCACGAGACAAACCUAUGGCAUACUGUACAAAAUUUUGAAGGACAAAUCACGAUCGAAGGAUUCGUACGACGAACUGGAAACAUCACACUCAAAUCAGGAGAACACGAAGAAAGCAUCCAACUGGAUUUAAGUCCGUUCGAGCGAAAGGAUUUCGACAUUAUACUCGGAAUGACGUGGCUACGGAAACAUAAUCCUGUCAUUGACUGGAAACACGAGACGGUGUCAAUAGACCUGAAAACGCUGCAAACAGAGCAGAUGGGGAUCAAGCCGAACCAGCAGUUGAAGGUGAAACAUGCUGAAGAAAUAAACGAAAUAGGCCGACAAAUUGAAACACGAAAGAAACCAAAAGAAAUCUACGAAAAAGAACUAAAGGAAGUGCUCGACAAGCUACCAGAAAAAUAUCGGGACUUUACCGAAUUAUUUGUGAAGAAAGAAUAUCGACUACCACAACACGAAACAGAAUACGAAGCAGAGAUACCGCUCAAGGAAGGAGCACAAGUACCACAAGUGAAGCAACGACAAAUCUCACAAGAUGAACUCCGAACUACUAAGGAAUUCAUUGAGAAAUUCUUAGCAGCCGGUUACAUCAGAGAAUCAAAAGCAAAGGCUUCUGCACAAGCAAUGUUUGUACCAAAACGCGACGGAUCACCACGAAUGGUCAUCGACUACCGAAAUUAA